GAGUUCGGAGCCACGUGACUGUUGGGGGUGCUGGCGGCGCCCGCCGGGCUUGGGCUGCGCUGGGCUGGCUUGGGCGGGCACUGCCUUUCCCCGGGUAGGGGAGAGAGUUGACAGAUGUGUCUGAGGAGGUCCCUGGCCGGCCUCACCUUUUGUGCCUGCUACCUGGCUUCUUACCUCAUGAACAAGUAUGUCCUGUCUGUCCUGAAAUUUACCUACCCUACAUUAUUCCAAGGGUGGCAGACAUUAAUUGGUGGACUUUUGCUUCAUGUGUCAUGGAAACUGGGCUGGGUGGAGAUCAACAGCAAUUCAAGAUCUGCUGUUUUGACGUGGCUUCCUGCUUCGGUGCUGUCUGUGGGUAUAAUCUAUGCUGGUUCCAGAGCAUUGUCCAGACUGACCGUCCCUGUAUUUCUCACUUUGCAUAAUGUAGCUGAAGCUAUCAUCUGUGGGUACCACAAGUGUUUUCGGAAGGAGAAAACUUCUCCUGCAAAGAUCUGUAGUGCCCUCUUCCUCCUGGCUGCUGCAGGAUGCCUUCCCUUCAAUGACUCCCAGUUUGAUCCAGAUGGAUAUUUUUGGGCUAUAAUUCACUUAUUCUGUGUAGGAGCUUAUAGGAUACGACAGAAGUCCCAGAAGCCCAACGUGCUAAGUGACAUUGACCAGCAGUAUUUAAACUAUAUAUUCAGUGUGGUGCUGCUGGCAUUUGCAUCCCAUCCCACAGGUGAUCUCUUCAGCGUCCUGGAGUUUCCGUUCCUGUAUUUCUACAGAUUUCAUGGCAGCUGCUGUGCCAGUGGAUUUUUAGGAUUCUUUCUCAUGCUCAGCACAGUGAAGCUAAAAAGCACUAUGGCCCCAGGGCAGUGUGCAGCCUGGAUUUUUUUUGCUAAGGUACUCACAGCUGGUUUAUCGGUAUUGCUGUUUGAUAUGAUCCUGACCCGUGCAACCGUGGGUUGCCUCCUGGUCGGUGGUCUUGGAGAGGCCUUGCUUGUUUUCUCGGAGUGGAAGGGCUCGUAAAGAAGACAGGCACAAAAGUCGGACUCACACAUCGCCAGCUGGAGAAGACAGCACCUUUGCUGCGACCUCUGUGUUGUGUGUGUUGGAAAGAAGAAAGC
Messenger RNA from Trichechus manatus latirostris (Florida manatee), 1103 nucleotides. RefSeq names its product transmembrane protein 241 (gene SLC35D4). Gene Ontology annotation, molecular function: antiporter activity; GDP-fucose transmembrane transporter activity. NCBI's taxonomy places the organism in Eukaryota, Metazoa, Chordata, Mammalia, Sirenia, Trichechidae. Gene Ontology annotation, cellular component: Golgi apparatus. The coding region runs from base 115 to 1005 and encodes 296 amino acids. The transcript has 15 exons. The record is from RefSeq and is a predicted model, not a curated record.